UUUCAGUAGUUCUCCACCCACCAGCCGAUAUAGAAGACGCUACUCAGCCGCCGCGCGUUUGUCAUCUAAGCAUAUGGCAAAAACAGCCCUCGUUCUUUCUUUUAUCGUUGUGCCCACUACUCUUUAAAAAUUCCGCCGAAAAAGAGAAGACGAUUUUCCCAAACCUUUUGGCCGUUAUCUCACGGCUCCCCUGUCUCUGUACAGGUGUAUGAGCGCUACCCAGAGGGCCUAGGGGCGGCUCUUUACCGGGAGCACUUUGACUUCAACGCUGAGCCACCUUGGGAUCCUAGCUGAUAGCGGGACAAGUCCAUCUCCUGACUUGUCCAUUUUGUUGCAUACCGGCAGGACCCCAUUGGCUCAGUCGUGACCCUUUGACUCGUUUAUCUAUUCUUUAUGAUCGUCGACUUUGUAGAAUACGGUUAAGAUGAAAGGACUCGCUGACAAACCUAGCUACAUCAUUGAACUGCUGGAGGGAGGAGUUACACUAGAAGAUGUAAUUGAUGGACACAUUUGCGAACAGGUUUUGAUGGAGAAAAGUGCGUUUGUGGUGGGCGACCUCGGUACUCUGAUGCGGCAGCACAUGUGCUGGCAGAGUGUAGUGCCGCAGUUGCAGCCAUACUUCCCAGUCAAGUGCAACAGCAGCCCUGUGGUCAUCGAAGUGCUGGCCUCCUUGGGCCUGGGCUUUGUUUGUGCCAACAAGGCUGAGGUAAGCUUGGUUCUGGAGCAUGGUGUGCCACCCGAAAACAUCAUUCUGUCAAGUGUUUUCAAGCAGCUGGCUCACAUCAAGCAUGCUGCCAAGAACAACAUCCAGCACAUUGUGUGUGAAAAUGAGGCCGAGUUGUCCAAGAUUGCCCGUUUGCAUCCUAAUGCAAAGUUGCUGCUGCAGUUGACUACUGAGGCCCAUGCAGCUGAGACCAGCAUGGCCUUCGGUUUCUCUCUCAAAAGCUGCCGGCACCUUCUGGAGAUGGCCAAGGAGCUGGGUGUCCAGGUGGUGGGGGCAACCUUUAACAUUCCAAGCUCCUGCCAAGACCUGCAACAGGCUUACACCCAUGCAUUGUCAGAUGCCCGCUGUGUGUUUGACAUGGGGGAGGAUCUGGGCUUCAAUAUGCACAUUCUGGACAUUGGUGGUGGAUUUACUGGCUCAGAGCUUCAGCUCAAGCAGGUGGAGUCUGCAGUCAGGCCACUGCUGGAUGCCUAUUUUCCCCAACUGUCAGGUGUGCAAGUGAUGGCCCAGCCAGGCAGCUUUUAUGUGGCAUCAGCUUUCACUCUGGCAGUCAAUGUUAUUGGCAAGAAAGUAGUGACCUGCCACUGGGACACCUUGUCUCAAGGUGAGAAGAAUGAGGACACGGAGUGCUUGUACUACAUGAAUGAGGGUGUUUAUGGCCCAUUCAGCCACAAGCUGCUGGGAAAUAUCAUUGCAGCCCCAUCAGUGCACAAGCAUGUGUUGUGUGCCAAUGAGCCCAUGUAUCCCAGCAGCCUGUGGGGCCCGUCUCUGGACCAGCUGGACCAGGUGGUGGAGCGCUGCCUGCUGCCAGAGCUCAGCAUGGGAGAUUGGCUUCUCUUCUCCAACAUGGGAGGUUGCUGCCUGGAGGAGUUCAGUGGCCUCUCCAGCUCCAGCCAGCUGCCGGUCUACUACACUAUCUCCACCUCUGACUGGUACGAAAUGCAAGAAGCCGGUGUGGCACUGGACAGUGCCAUGAAGAAUUUCUCGGUGCUCCAGUAAAGUGCGCAACUGCCCCGGCCCCUGUCCUGUUUUGGUAUUGCACAGAUCUUCUUUGCCUCUGCUUUCACCAUGUGAGAAGAGAGGUCAGCGUUGUAUUUGGGACAAGUGGCUAAGCGUGGUCGACAUUCCAGCCACUUUGGAAAAUGCAGUGUCCAAUUAAUGUUGGUAUUAUUAUUUUACCCUUUCCUUCCAAAAUUUGACUUUUUGGGGGGGGUUUCAACCUUCAGAAAUGGGGAAACACUUGGUCGUUUGAUACCUCAAUUGUCCAAAAUUUACCUGAAAGAUAAUCCUAGUUUUGCUCCUCUCUGAAAGACUUAGAAUCUGUCAGCUUAAAGAACUGUAGCCCAAGCUCAAAUGAUAUUAUGCAACAAAAUGGAUGACUCUCUGGAGAUGGAACCCCCAACAUGUUUGGGAAGGUUUAUUUCCUAAAUCAGACUUAGUUUACAAAAUGUUUAAUUGAUGUAAGCAGUUAAAUCAAAUUGUCUCUAUUGAUUACCUAUUGUUCAAAUUCUGUUUGAACACCAGAACAGCUUAUUUGUAGAUUUUUUUUUUCUUUUCCUUCAAAAAAAAAAAAAAAAAAAAAAAAAAAAGCCUCAUAUGGAUUCUGUGCUUCAGACCCCUAGCACUGUUUAAAUGACAUAACAGUGAUGUUACCUAUUGCUUUAUUGCAGUUCACCUCAUUAUUUAUUGGAUUCACAUAUUACUGUGGCAUAUUUAAAGCUUAAUCUUUAAGUGUGUUGUGCCCAUCUAUCAGUGUUUUUUUUUUUUUUUUUUUUUUUUUACGCUACAUGAUUAUGUGUGCCGUGAUUGCCAUUUGUGAGCUCACUGGUUUCCCUUCACUCAAAAGGCAUGACGGAGUGGAAGCAGGAGAUUGUCCCUUUGCUAAGCUGGAGCUUGAAUGCCGAGAAGCUUAAUAAUGCACUCCUUGUCUCUAGCAGAGCAGGGUCAAUCUGGUUUAAGACACACAAAAUCUUUUGUAGGUUUUAAAAAAAAAAAAGUGAAAUUAAACAUAGCAUCCCUAAAUUUUCUGAUCCAGAUAUUAAUUUCUCACUUGAUCGAUCAAGGGAUUGGUCAUUGUUUGCCUUGGAUCUCAAGCUAGCCGAGAAGUUUUUUGUUCACCAAGCUCAAACAAGUUCUCUAUAUGUGGCAGAUGUCAAAGUACAUGUCUGUAUCCUAAAAGUGUUGCUAGUUGUACACAGACCUCUGAGGUAGUGCAGAUGAAAAAUGUCAUGCUACACCUUUCCUCAUGCCUCUCUAACGUUAUGAGGUGCAUAAAGCACAGUCUCUUGUACAGCUCUAUGUUUGAUAAUAUGGUGACCUGACCUAACAGCAGUUUUUAAAGAAUCCUGCCCUUGUGUUUUACAAGUGACUAAUGCAUUGAUUACUUGUCAAAGGCACUAAUGGACCAUAGCCUGUUUCUGACUGUAAAUUGUGCUUGUUUCAAGUAAUGAAAGUGAUUAAUUUAAUACAUUUCGGACUGAAAUAUU
Messenger RNA from Melanotaenia boesemani (Boeseman's rainbowfish), 3210 nucleotides. RefSeq names its product antizyme inhibitor 1b (gene azin1b). NCBI's taxonomy places the organism in Eukaryota, Metazoa, Chordata, Actinopteri, Atheriniformes, Melanotaeniidae. Bases 425 to 1723 code for a protein of 432 amino acids. The record is from RefSeq and is a predicted model, not a curated record. Gene Ontology annotation, molecular function: ornithine decarboxylase activator activity; ornithine decarboxylase activity. Gene Ontology annotation, biological process: negative regulation of protein catabolic process; positive regulation of polyamine transmembrane transport. The transcript has 11 exons. Gene Ontology annotation, cellular component: cytoplasm.